This is a messenger RNA of Conger conger (European conger), 2042 nucleotides long. RefSeq names its product peroxisomal biogenesis factor 16 (gene pex16). NCBI's taxonomy places the organism in Eukaryota, Metazoa, Chordata, Actinopteri, Anguilliformes, Congridae. The record is from RefSeq and is a predicted model, not a curated record. Gene Ontology annotation, cellular component: peroxisomal membrane. The transcript has 12 exons. Gene Ontology annotation, biological process: peroxisome organization. Bases 100 to 1119 code for a protein of 339 amino acids.
CCAUUCUUCUGUAAAAUGUAUGCAUUGUUUGCAAUAUAGCAUGAUAAGCACAAAAUGAACAUGGGACUUUUACUCUUUCUGGAAUAGCUAUCUGACAAAAUGUGGUUUAUGAGGUGUGUGGAAAAACUGGCCAGUCUUUACCAGAGAUAUCAAGACUAUGUGACGAAGAACCCGGCAGCUACGGCUCAACUGGAGAGCACUGUGCGAACACUUUCUUACCUCAUUGCUGGACGGUUUGCCGAUUCACAUGAACUUUCAGAGCUGGUUUACUCUGCCUCCAACCUGCUGGUCCUGCUGAAUGAUGGGAUUCUGCGAAGAGGCCUUUGUCAGACCCUACCUGUGUCUUUGUCCCAGCAGAGACUUCUCACCUGGCUGACUGUGGUGGAACAUAUGGAGGUUUUCAUUGAAAUGGGAGCCAGCAAACUCUGGGGUGAAGGGGGUCGCUGGCUUGUCAUCGUCCUCAUUCAGAUCUCCAAAGCCAUCCUGCGCAUCCUGCUGCUGUUCUGCUACAAGUCUGGCAUCCAGACGUCCCCUCCCAUCGCCCCCCUGGACAGAGAGAUGCAGCUGAACAGAGGGGAAAACCUGAAUCAGCAGGAGGAUCCGGUCUUUGUGGGUCAGCGGUCUGGAAGAGCCAUGCGUCCGUUAGGCAGCGCCCCCUCUCCGCAUGCCCGCCUGUGGGGGGUGCACCGGCCAGAGCAAAUGGUGGCCACCCCGAAGGAGGAGCUUCACCCUGGCCCCACCCCUCUGGGGCUGCUGGAGACCGUGGCGGAGUCGUUGUACAUUGGGCGGCCCCUGGUCCACCUGCUCUGUUUAGGGAUUUGUGGCAGGAAAUCCUGGAAGCCAUGGCUCAUCUCUGGAAUCAUUGAAGUAACAAGCUUUGGCCUGAUGAAUGAUGUGAAGUCACUGAACCGUCGGGAAAGGGCGGAGAUGAGACGGCGAGCAUUCCUGCUGCUCUACUACCUGCUCCGCUCCCCAUUCUACGACAGAUACUCUGAGGCGAAGAUUCUGUUUCUACUGCGCUUUUUAUCUAAUUAUAUCCCAGGUGUGGGCUUUGUUGCACGUCCACUGAUGGAAUACCUACCAGUUUGGCAAAAGAUUUACUUUUAUAAUUGGGGGUGAAGUUGUCAAGGUAGGAAGUACUAGGCCUAUAUGUAUUACAGGAAAUCCUUCAGAAGUCUAAAGGGACUGCAAGACGGUCGAUCCUCGCCCAACACCACCCAACACUGAAUUCUGACAGUUUCCGAGAUGUCCAUAGAUGAGUGUAGAUGAAUUUUACAAGCAACUUGUUCCAAGUGCUUUGAUACUUUUUACUGUCUGAAGUGUAUGUGGUCAACUCUCUUCUCUUUUACAGUCACUUGGUCAUGAGUUCUCUGGAUAUUUUCCAUCAUCUUAAUGAACAUAAAUUCAUACAUUUGCUCUUUGUUGUGGAUUACUUUUUGUAGAUUUGCAUAAAUUUGCUCCAGUAUCUCUGCCUUGUUUCUGAUGUGGCUCAUCGUGAAUCUUUGCAUUCAUUUCUUCUUUCUGUAAUUUUGUUUGUGAUUGCCUGUUAGCAGUAAACAAUUGACUUCUUGCCAUUGCAUGGGAAAGUUAAUCAAGGAAUACCACAAAUCAGUUCAGUGACCACAUGGGUAAGCUCAUCAGAUGUCACAAGUUCUCAGUUCCUUGUUCUCUUGCUGGAAAGUUGGUCAUGUUGAACAGAUGGAUACAUUAGGACAUCAUAAGUAUUAAGUGAGACAAAAUAAUGGAGCCAAUUUUACAACCCAUAGGAGCUCCAUUAAAAUUAUAACUAAACUUUUCCAUAGGGUCAUAAACCUAACUGGAAGCAGCUGGAAAUUUGUGGAAAUGGGGGAGGGAUUUUCACUGUGUGAAAACUGUUUAAUUACCCUUUAAGUUUAUCCUAGGGACAUGAAAAAUAACUGUGAAAGUUUUAAUCCAGGAGAUCCUGAGGAAUUAAGACUGUUCUGAUGUAUUGUAAUUUUUAACAAGAAUGCUUUUAUACAGAAUGUCAUCUGAAAAUAAUAUCAAUAAAUCCGUAAAACUUG